This is a messenger RNA of Heterotrigona itama, 740 nucleotides long. Lineage: Eukaryota; Metazoa; Arthropoda; Insecta; Hymenoptera; Apidae. The record is from the annotation of a GenBank genome assembly.
AUGGUUACACCAGAAAAGUUUCGCAAUUUAAUACCUGUGUUAACAUACACGCAGGACAUACCAAAAGAAGAACUUGGUCUUGAAUUAAGUACGGAAGAUCUUAAUUAUCCAAACUUUCCAUUAACGGAGGAGCAAAUCCAAUGGGAACGGGAGUAGGAACAGCGCAACGAAGAGACAGAAGAACUUAGAAAACAAAAUCAAAGGACAUUGAAACAUUAGCAUAUUUAGGUAAAUCUGAAUCCAUUCCGGAUGAUACGACACUGGAUGAAAUUUUAAAACAAGCUCGAAGAGCCGCGAAAGAUAUGUUAAAAAUGUUGAAUUUUGAAAUGGAUUUCCUUCGACAAAAGAAAGAUGGGAAUACCAGUUUACAGUUCAUAGUACCGGGAGACGGCGUAAUUCCACGAACUAGUCAAACACCAGUAUCGUUGGUGCUGUUCAUAGGUAAAUUGAACAACGGUAUAGGAUCAUUAGUAGGAUUUCGAGAAAAUAAAAGAAAUAUGUCGAAUCAGGAAACAAACUUCGUGUAUCAGACAUACGCCGAUGAAACUACUGUACAAUACGCAGAAUCCACAUUAGACUUUGCUAAAUCCGGAAGAGAUCACAGAGAGAGUGAGAAAUCCCACAAAAAAGAACAUAGACUCAAAGAAGUAGAAGAGACGAAAGAGCAUUUAGAGAAACACAUGCAAGAUGUUAAUCGCAAUAUUCCAACUUUGGACGGUGUAAACGUUAGCAUCGAUUAA